Molecule: messenger RNA, 3105 nt
Organism: Caenorhabditis briggsae
Lineage: Eukaryota; Metazoa; Nematoda; Chromadorea; Rhabditida; Rhabditidae
Exons: 14
Coding region: 1-3105 (1034 amino acids)
Biological process (GO): DNA integration
Molecular function (GO): nucleic acid binding
Source: RefSeq, a predicted model, not a curated record
AUGGAACGGAAAGAUAUGAGUACAUCUCCCAAGUCGCAACAAAUCAUACGAUGUCUGGCCCUUGUCCUUUCGGAUCAAGAAAUCGAAGAGAGAAAUAGGAGUCAGCAAGUGCAACAACCAGUUCAACUGCAUUUGGUUCAGCCACCAAUCCGAGCGCCAGUCCGUUCCGUUUCAUCGCCGCCAGUCCAGCCAGCAGUUCUACAGGUGGUCCAACCACAUGUUGCCCUGCAUGAAGAUCAUGAUGACGAUCAGGAAAUGGAAAGUGAUGAGAUUGCUGAUAAGAUAAUUCUCCAAGAGUUGGAUUUAACAAUUGUUUAUCGCCCUGGUAACCUCAACACCGUUUGUGACGCGUUAUCAAGAUACAUUGGAGAUGAAUCAAAAGAAGUUCGGGAGAAGUCGAAGAAGAUCGCUGACGUCACAAAACCGGAAGUUACUGUAAACUCACUACAACAUGAGGAUUUGAAACGAAUUCAAGAAGAUACUCCAUGGAUUUCGAGGAUUCAGAAGCUGUUACAAGAAGGAAAAUCAAUUUCAGUGGAUAAAUAUGAAGAAAAGGAUGGUAUCGUCUACAUGAAAAAGAAGAACAAUUUGUCAAUUCUCUUACCAAAUGACAAAACGAUAACUCUACCGAUUAUAAAGCAAUAUCAUCAAUCUGCACAUCUUGGAGCACAUCUUGGAUCGGAGAAAACAAUUGCCAAUAUUUCAAGAAGAUUUCAGUGGAAGAAUUUAACGGAUGAUGUCAAAGGAUUUAUUAAACGAUGUGAAGCAUGUCAACGAAGGAAGACCAAUUCACACCAGGAGACAAGAGAACCGCUUGGACAACUGGAACUUCUCGAGCGCCCUUGGGAGCGACUUCAUGCUGACAUUUGUGGACCUUUUCCGAUAACAGCAAAUGGAAAUCGCUAUAUUUUUACAAUCAAGGAUGAUUUCACAAAAUACGUCAUGGCAUUCCCGAUUGAAAAACAAGAUGCAACAACAAUAUGCGAUUGCUUCUCACCGACAACGGAUCCAAUUUCAAGUCAACACUAUUUGAGAGUGGUUCUACAACUUUUGGAAGUAAAACAUUCUCUAACGGCUCCGUAUCAUAAAUCUGCAAACGGAACCAUCGAGAGAGUGCAUCGAACAAUUGAGGAGUCGUUGUCUUCGUUCGUAAACUCCAAACAAACCGACUGGGACCAGAAAUUGCCGUUCAUCAUUUUCUCUAUCAAUUCAUCGCCUCAUGCCGUGACCAAAGUAAGUCCUCAUCGUGCACUUUUUGGUAGAGAAUUAACAACGCCGGAAGAUAUUCAACUGGGACCAAAACCAAAAGACUGCAUUGGUUCAUCGUACUUGGACCUUGAAGAUUUUGAGGAAUGUCUUAAAAGACAUCUUCAAGAUCUCCACAUCAUCAUACAAGAAAGGAUCAAGGAUCAAAUCGGACGGAACAAGGAAAGGCACAUGAAAACGCAUCGUGUCAAAGAAAGGAAAGUGGACAGAUACAAUGUCGAGUAUGCCGAUGGAGAGAAGAGGAAGAUUGCGAAUAAAGAUGAUGUUCGAUUGGAAGGAAGCGGAGAAGAGGAAAUAUCAGAAGAGGAAGACGAUGAAGAAACCCAGGAGGUACCAGAAGAGUCAGAAGAGGAUGAAGACGAUGGAUCAUCAGGAACGGAUCGAAGAAGUUCAAAAAGAAUCGAUGGAAUCAAGAGGAAAGGAAGGAAACGUCAUGAAAAUGGGAGCAACAACAAUGGAAAGCGAGGAGGACUCCAGAAUCGGAAGACCAAAAGCAGAAACGACGAAACCGACAGCAGCAACAAUCUCAGAAGAUCAGAGAGGAUCAAAAACAAAAGAUUUAGUCGAUUCAAAAGUUUAUCAAUGUUCAAAGUAAUGUAUUGUACUGUCUCUUCAUCAUGCUCUUCUCAACUCGACCUCGCUCACGACUCGAAAACAAGUCAAGAUCAUCACUGUAUGGAUCAUCCCACGGACUAUGAUAAGAUGUCAAACGCAAAUGUCAAUGAUGAACGUAAAUUUCAAAACGAUAAACUCGAAUAUCAAGAUGCUGAAUGUUUGAAUGAAUACGAUGUCAAGAUAUGGUCAAUGGCAAGGAGAACAGUUCGAAGAAGUCGAUCGAGGCGAUCGACAUUAAGGAGCGAUGGGAUGUUACCCGAGGGACCGCCUCUUUAUGCGCGUUCCUCGGGCGUACAAGCGGACAAGCGUUUCUCUUUAAUAAAUAGUUGUAAGAUUAAGUACACCGUGUUCAAUGAGUGUUGGGAUCCAACGUUCCUUAAGACCAGGGAACACAGGCUUAUCAAAAUAUCUUUUACAGGAAAUGAGAUAAAUUGGCUUAAAGUCGGCAUCAGAAUGUGGAUUCGAGAAGGGAUUCAAGAACUGGAUCCACCUCAAGACUAUAAUUCAGCACGCUCGAGAUCGAGAAGCCCAAGAGUCGACGACCACGCUCAGCUUCCUCGAGAAAAUGGAGAAGAUCGUCAAGAUCAACUACAUCGAGAAGUUGGAAACGAAGACCAAGAAGAAGAGUUGAUUCGAGAACUGACUCCACUUCAAAGAGAAGUGGGAUACGACUGGUCGUUUGACACUUCUCCUGGAUACUCCCCCGAGCCGAGAGCUGAUACUCCGGGGUACGAUGAACAGCCUACUGCACAACAUGUGCCCCCUCAGCAACCCAUCUACGAGCGAACUCCUAGAGCGCAACUGCCGGAACCCCAGGUUCGCUAUCAAAGAGCGCCGGAGCCGCCAGCCGUCCACGCCCCAUUCAAUUUUGAUAUUCGGGAUGAACAAGCUUUGAGAUAUUGGAAUGAUGCUCCAGAGUCACUGAAGCUGCAAGGUGUUGUCGACAACCUCCAAGUGGAAGCAAAAAAGCUUUUGAAUCUCAUAGACGGAGUCCUACCGCCGAUGAACUUAAAUAAAUCGCAGCUUCUUGUUGUAAGAAUAUCUAUGAAUGAAGAUAGACCUCUCGUUUGUAUUCAAGGAGGGCCAGGAACUGGAAAAACGUAUACGCACAAAUUAUUCUCGAAAAAAAAGACAAAUUAUUCUCGAAUGGAGUCCAAGAUAAAGUUCCCGGGAGAAAAUGGUGUCAUCCGAAUCGACCAAUUAAAUUCUUAUUUAUUUAUUUAA